AAGCGACAAAUAUAGAGGACGGACACACCCAGCUCUAGCAUUUCUGCUUCAGGCGUCUUAAUAAACGCCAUUUCUCUUUUUGUGAAGCUAUUAUCGUUUUCCUCCCUGCGAAAAUGAGAGAGUGCAUUUCGAUCCACAUUGGCCAGGCCGGUAUUCAGGUCGGAAACGCUUGCUGGGAACUUUACUGCCUCGAGCACGGCAUUCAGCCUGAUGGCCAGAUGCCGAGUGAUAAGACCGUUGGUGGAGGUGAUGAUGCCUUCAAUACCUUCUUCAGUGAGACUGGUGCUGGAAAGCAUGUUCCACGGGCUGUUUUUGUUGAUCUAGAGCCCACCGUUAUCGAUGAAGUUAGGACUGGGACAUAUCGCCAGCUUUUCCACCCUGAACAACUCAUUAGUGGCAAGGAAGAUGCAGCUAACAACUUUGCACGUGGCCACUAUACUAUUGGAAAGGAGAUCGUUGACCUUUGCUUGGAUCGUAUCCGAAAGCUUGCUGACAACUGCACUGGCCUUCAAGGGUUCUUGGUGUUCAAUGCUGUUGGUGGAGGCACUGGAUCAGGUCUUGGCUCCCUUCUGUUGGAACGUCUGUCAGUGGAUUAUGGCAAGAAAUCCAAGCUAGGGUUUACUGUCUAUCCCUCACCACAGGUUUCAACAUCUGUUGUUGAACCAUACAACAGUGUCCUUUCAACCCACUCCCUUCUGGAGCACACUGAUGUUGCUGUGCUGCUCGAUAAUGAGGCUAUAUAUGAUAUUUGCAGGCGCUCUCUUGACAUAGAGCGUCCUACCUAUACCAACCUUAACCGAUUGGUUUCUCAGGUGAUCUCUUCUCUGACUGCUUCUCUGAGAUUUGAUGGGGCCCUAAAUGUGGAUGUAACUGAAUUCCAGACUAACUUGGUGCCAUACCCCAGGAUUCACUUCAUGCUUUCAUCUUAUGCUCCUGUCAUUUCUGCUGAGAAGGCCUACCAUGAGCAGCUUUCAGUUGCGGAGAUCACCAACAGUGCUUUUGAGCCUUCUUCCAUGAUGGCCAAGUGCGAUCCUCGCCAUGGAAAAUACAUGGCUUGCUGCUUGAUGUACAGAGGUGAUGUGGUGCCUAAGGAUGUCAAUGCAGCAGUGGCAACCAUCAAGACUAAGCGCACCAUCCAAUUUGUUGACUGGUGCCCAACUGGCUUCAAAUGUGGUAUCAACUACCAACCACCAACUGUUGUUCCUGGUGGUGAUCUUGCCAAGGUGCAGAGGGCUGUGUGCAUGAUCUCAAAUUCCACCAGUGUUGCUGAGGUCUUCUCUAGAAUUGACCACAAGUUUGACCUCAUGUAUGCAAAGAGGGCAUUUGUGCAUUGGUAUGUUGGUGAGGGUAUGGAGGAAGGUGAGUUCUCUGAAGCUCGUGAAGAUCUCGCUGCUCUUGAGAAGGAUUAUGAGGAGGUUGGAGCUGAAUCCGCCGAGGGUGAUGAUGGUGAGGACGAGGAGUACUAAGGGGAUUUUGACUGUUAGUUUGCUUGCUAUUUCUCUAUCUCUCUGUCUCAUAUACUGUUAUUAUUUUUUAUACUGCUUUACGUGUUAUUAUCCUAAAGCUCCACCUAAGUGAUGGUUGCAUCUUGCAAUAGCUAAGAGGCCAUGUAUUAUGUCAUUUAUUGAAGCAACAGCAAAAGUUUUUGUUAUGAAUUUGCACCCCCUAUUAGAC
This is a messenger RNA of Manihot esculenta (cassava), 1674 nucleotides long. Its product is annotated as tubulin alpha-2 chain-like. Lineage: Eukaryota; Viridiplantae; Streptophyta; Magnoliopsida; Malpighiales; Euphorbiaceae. The record is from RefSeq and is a predicted model, not a curated record. Gene Ontology annotation, cellular component: cytoplasm; microtubule. Gene Ontology annotation, biological process: microtubule cytoskeleton organization; mitotic cell cycle. Gene Ontology annotation, molecular function: structural constituent of cytoskeleton; GTP binding.